GGAAAGGAGGGGUGUUAAGGGGGGCGGGGGAAGUCAUUUAUGCAGAGCAGGCGCUGCUGCCAUUGCCACUCAGAAUCCCCGCGCGCUGCUCGGAGCCGGAGGGAUCGCAGGGAGCGAGCAAGCGAGCGCUCGGAGCCUGGGCCAGCAGAGGGGGCGCCCGGUCGCUGCCUGCACCGCUCUCACUGGCUGUCUCCGCCGCGCUCGGGGGCCCCGGGAGGAACGAGAGCGAGUCGGAGAGUCCGGGAGCCGAGCCCGGCGAAGCCCAACUGCGGAGGACGCCCGCCCCACUCAGCCGCCUCCUGCGCCCGAGCCGGGGAGCAUCGCCGAGCGCUCCGCGGGCCGGAGAGCUGGGAGCACAGGUCCCCGCGGCCCCAGGGAUGGUCUAGAAGCCGGCGCGAGGCUCGCUGCUCUGCUCCGUGCGGGGGCUAGCCGCCUCCUACCGAUCGCCCGGGGCUGCGAGCUGCGGCGGCCAGGGGCUGCGCGCCGGGCGGCCCAGGCCGGAGAAGUUAGUUGUGCGCGCCCUUAGUGCGCUGAGCCAGCCAGCCAGCGAGCUAGGGAGCAGCGAGGCGCCAGGACGAUGGGCUGGGGGAGCCGCUGCUGCUGCCCAGGACGCCUGGACCUGCUGUGCGUCCUGGCGCUGCUCGGGGGCUGCCUGCUCCCGGUGUGCAGGACGCGCGUCUACACCAACCACUGGGCAGUCAAAAUCGCCGGGGGCUUCUCGGAGGCCGACCGCAUCGCCAGCAAGUACGGAUUCAUCAACAUAGGACAGAUAGGGGCUCUGAAGGACUACUACCACUUCUACCAUAGCAGGACAAUUAAAAGGUCAGUUAUCUCGAGCAGAGGGACCCACAGUUUCAUUUCAAUGGAGCCAAAGGUGGAAUGGGUCCAACAGCAAGUGGUUAGAAAGCGGACAAAGAGGGAUUAUGACUUCAGUCGUGCCCAGUCUACCUAUUUCAACGAUCCCAAGUGGCCAAGCAUGUGGUAUAUGCACUGCAGUGACAAUACACAUCCCUGCCAGUCUGACAUGAAUAUCGAAGGAGCUUGGAAGAGAGGCUACACGGGAAAGAACGUUGUGGUCACCAUUCUGGAUGAUGGAAUUGAGAGAACCCAUCCAGAUCUGAUGCAAAACUACGAUGCUCUGGCAAGUUGUGACGUGAAUGGAAAUGACUUGGACCCAAUGCCUCGUUACGAUGCAAGCAACGAGAACAAGCACGGGACUCGCUGUGCUGGUGAAGUGGCAGCCGCUGCAAACAACUCACACUGCACAGUCGGAAUUGCUUUCAACGCCAAGAUCGGAGGUAUGGGAAACCAACUUACUUACUGCCGGGCUAUCUGCGAGGGGCGGAGAGGCCUUGGCUCUGUGUUUGUUUGGGCAUCUGGAAAUGGCGGAAGGAGCAAAGACCACUGCUCCUGUGAUGGCUACACCAACAGCAUCUACACCAUCUCCAUCAGCAGCACUGCAGAAAGCGGAAAGAAACCUUGGUACCUGGAAGAGUGUUCAUCCACGCUGGCCACAACCUACAGCAGCGGGGAGUCCUACGAUAAGAAAAUCAUCACUACAGAUCUGAGGCAGCGCUGCACAGACAACCACACUGGGACGUCAGCCUCAGCCCCCAUGGCUGCAGGCAUCAUUGCUCUGGCGCUGGAAGCCAAUCCGUUUCUGACCUGGAGAGACGUACAGCAUGUUAUUGUCAGGACUUCCCGUGCGGGACAUUUGAACGCUAAUGACUGGAAAACCAAUGCUGCUGGUUUUAAGGUGAGCCAUCUUUAUGGAUUUGGACUGAUGGACGCAGAAGCCAUGGUGAUGGAGGCAGAGAAGUGGACCACUGUUCCCCGGCAACACGUGUGUGUGGAGAGCACAGACCGACAAAUCAAGACAAUCCGCCCUAACAGUGCAGUGCGCUCCAUCUACAAAGCUUCGGGCUGCUCGGAUAACCCCAAUCGACAUGUCAACUACCUGGAGCACGUGGUUGUGCGCAUCACCAUCACUCAUCCCCGGAGAGGAGACCUGGCCAUCUAUCUGACCUCACCCUCGGGAACUAGGUCUCAGCUUUUGGCCAACAGGCUAUUUGAUCAUUCCAUGGAAGGAUUUAAAAACUGGGAGUUCAUGACCAUUCAUUGCUGGGGAGAACGAGCUGCUGGUGACUGGGUCCUUGAAGUGUAUGAUACUCCCUCUCAGCUAAGGAACUUUAAGACUCCAGGUAAAUUGAAAGAAUGGUCUUUGGUCCUCUAUGGCACCUCCGUGCAGCCAUAUUCACCAACCAAUGAAUUUCCUAAAGUGGAACGCUUCCGCUAUAGCCGAGUUGAAGACCCUACAGAUGACUACGGCACAGAGGAUUAUGCAGGUCCCUGCGACCCUGAGUGCAGUGAGGUUGGCUGUGACGGGCCAGGACCAGACCACUGCAGUGACUGUUUGCACUACUACUACAAGCUGAAAAACAAUACCAGGAUCUGUGUCUCCAGCUGCCCCCCUGGCCACUACCAUGCCGACAAGAAGCGCUGCAGGAAGUGUGCCCCCAACUGUGAGUCCUGCUUUGGGAGCCAUGGUGACCAGUGCCUGUCCUGCAAAUAUGGAUACUUUCUGAAUGAAGAAAUCAACAGCUGUGUUACUCACUGCCCUGAUGGGUCAUAUCAGGACACCAAGAAAAAUGUUUGCCGGAAGUGCAGUGAAAACUGCAAGACAUGUACCGAAUUCCAUAACUGUACAGAAUGUAGGGAUGGGUUAAGCCUGCAGGGAUCCCGGUGUUCUGUCUCCUGUGAAGAUGGACGAUACUUCAAUGGCCAGAACUGCCAGCCCUGCCACCGCUUCUGCGCCACGUGUGCUGGAGCAGGAGCUGAUGGGUGCAUUAACUGCACAGAGGGCUACUUCAUGGAGGAUGGGAGAUGCGUGCAGAGCUGCAGUAUCAGCUAUUACUUUGACCACUCUUCAGAGAAUGGAUACAAAUCCUGCAAAAAAUGUGAUACCAGUUGUUUGACGUGCAAUGGCCCAGGAUUUAAGAACUGUACAAGCUGCCCCAGUGGGUAUCUCUUAGACUUAGGAAUGUGUCAAAUGGGAGCCAUUUGCAAGGAUGGAGAAUACGUUGAUGAGCAUGGUCACUGCCAGACCUGUGAGGCCUCAUGUGCCAAGUGCCAGGGACCAACCCAGGAAGACUGCACUGCCUGUCCCAUGACAAGGAUUUUAGAUGAUGGCCAUUGUGUAUCGAACUGUCCCUCAUGGAAAUUUGAAUUUGAGAACCGAUGCCAUCCAUGCCACCACACCUGCCAGAGAUGCCAAGGAAGUGGGCCUACCCACUGUACCUCCUGCGGAGCAGACAACUAUGGCCGAGAGCACUUCCUGUACCAGGGAGAGUGUCGAGAUAGCUGCCCAGAUGGCCACUACCCCACAGAGGGGAACACCUGCCUGCCCUGCCCAGACAACUGUGAGCUUUGCCACAGUUCACAUUUCUGCACAAGAUGCAUGAGGGGUUACUUCAUAGCGCCCACCAACCACACAUGCCAGAAGUUGGAGUGUGGACGAGGUGAAGUCCAAGACCCAGACUAUGAAGAAUGUGUCCCUUGUGAAGAAGGAUGUCUGGGAUGUAGCUUGGAUGAUCCGGGAACCUGCACAUCUUGCACUAUGGGGUAUUACAUGUUUGAUCACCAUUGUUAUAAAAUCUGUCCUGAGAAGACCUAUAGUGAGGAACUGGAAUGCAAGGCAUGCAGUAGCAACUGCGGCAGCUGUGACCAGAACGAGUGUUACUGGUGUGAAGAGGGCUUCUUUCUCUUGAAUGGCAGCUGUGUGAGGCAAUGUGGCCCUGGCUUCUAUGGUGACCGAGAAAUGGGAGAAUGUGAGCCCUGCCACCGAGCGUGCAAGACCUGCACAGGCCCCGGCCGUGACGAGUGCAGGAGCUGCCCAAAAGGACUGCAGCCGCUGCGUGGGACGUGUGUGCAUGCCACCCAGAUCCAGGUGGAGGGCAAAUUCUGGAACGAAGCUGUGCCCACUGCAAACCUAUCUGUGGUGAAGAGCCUGCUGCAGGAACGACGAAGGUGGAAAGUUCAAAUCAAAAGAGAUAUUUUGAAAAAAUACGAGGCUUGUCAUCAUUCUUGUAAAACCUGCAAUGGAUCUGCAACCCUGUGCACCUCAUGUCCCAAAGGUGCAUAUCUGUUGGCUCAGGCCUGUGUUUCCUCCUGUCCUCAAGGCACAUGGCCCUCUGUAAGCAGCAGCAGAUGUGAGAACUGUACAGAGACCUGUGCCGUCUGCUCUGGAGCCAGUCUUUGUGAAAAGUGCCAGAUGCAGCCUGGCCACCCUCUCUUCCUCCAUGAAGGCAGGUGCCUCUCCAAGUGCCUGGAGGGCUUCUAUGCAGAAGACGGCGUAUGCGAACGCUGUAGCUCUCCUUGCAGAACGUGUGAAGGAAAUGCCACCAACUGCCAUUCUUGUGAAGGAGCCCUCGUCCUGCACCACGGAGUGUGCCAGGAAACCUGCCCUGAGAGGCACGUGGCUGUGGGGGGGGUGUGCAAGCACUGCCCAGAGAUGUGUCAGGACUGCAUCCAUGAGAAAACAUGCAAAGAGUGCAUGCCUGAGUUCUUCCUGCACAAUGAUGUGUGCCACCAGUCCUGUCCCCGUGGCUCCUAUGCGGACUCACGCCGCUGUGUCCCCUGCCAUAAAGACUGCCUGGAAUGCAGUGGCCCCAACGCUGACGACUGCGAGCUCUGUCUUGAGAGUUCCUGGGUCCUCUACGAUGGGCUGUGCUUGGAGGAGUGUCCGGCAGGAACCUAUUAUGAAAAAGAGACUAAGGAGUGCAGAGAUUGCCACAAAUCCUGCUUGACCUGCUCAUCAUCUGGGACCUGCACUACCUGUCAGAAAGGCCUGAUGAAGAACUCCCGUGGGAGCUGCGUGGCCAUUGAGGAAUGCAGUCCCGACGAGUACUGGGAUGAGGAUGCUACUAGGUGCAAGCUCUGCCACGCUAAGUGCUUCCACUGCACGGGGCCGGCGGAGGACCAGUGCCGCACGUGCCACAGGGACAGCCUGCUUCUCAACACAACCUGUGUGAAGGACUGCCCAGAGGGCUACUAUGCCGAUGAGGACAGCCACCGGUGUGCCCGCUGCCACAGCUCUUGCAGGACGUGUGACGGGAGACACAGCAGACAGUGCCACUCCUGCCACCCGGGCUGGUUUCAGCUGGGAAAAGAGUGCCUGCUCCCGUGCAGGGAAGGAUAUUACGCAGAAAACUCCACCGGCCGGUGUGAGAGGUGCCACAGGAGCUGCGAGACGUGCCAGGGCCCACAGCCCACAGACUGCCUGUCUUGCGAUACAUUUUUCUUUCUCCUUCGCUCCAAAGGAGAAUGUCAUCGCACCUGCCCAGACCAUUAUUAUGCUGAGCAAAGGACACGGACCUGUGAGAGAUGCCAUCCGACCUGCGAUCAAUGCAAAGGAAAAGGAGCGUUGAAUUGCUUAACCUGUGUGUGGAGUUACCACCUCAUGGGAGGGAUCUGCACCUCGGAAUGUCUUGUUGGAGAAUACAGAGUGGGAGAGGGAAAGACAUUUAACUGUGAAAAAUGCCACGAGAGCUGCACGGAAUGCAAGGGACCAGGGGCCAAGAACUGCACCGUGUGCCCUGCCAACCUGGCGCUGCACUUGGACGACAGCCGCUGCCUCCACUGCUGCAACGCCUCUGAUCCCACCAGUGCUCAGGAGUGCUGUGACUGCCAGGACACCAUGGAAGAAUGCAUCCUUCGAACAAGCAACGUUGGGCCUGCAGCUGAGCACUUCAAGACAGCUCUGUUCAUCACCUCCUCUGUGAUGCUGGCCCUUCUGCUCGGGGCAGCUGUGGUUGUGUGGAGGAAAUCACGUGGCCGAGUCCAGGCAACAGAAAAGGCCGGCUAUGAAAAGCUGGCCGACCCCAGCAAGUCUUACUCCUCCUAUAAGAGCAGCUAUAGAGAGAGCACCAGCUUUGAAGAGGAUCAGGUGAUUGAGUACAGGGAUCGGGACUAUGAUGAGGAUGACGAUGAUGACAUCGUCUAUAUGGGCCAGGAUGGCACAGUCUACCGGAAAUUUAAGUAUGGGCUGCUGGAUGAUGAUGAUGAAGAUGAGUUGGAAUAUGAUGAUGAGAGUUACUCCUACCAGUAAACGGGCACACACACACCCCCCCCGGCCCACCCAUCAUUAUUCCACUCUCAGGCAUGCCUGUGAGCAUCACUGUUUUUGGUUUUAUCCACACACCAGGCUGAUGAGUGAGUGUUUCUAUUUGUCUUCUUUAAUCACAAGUCCAACCAGAAUAUAUAAUAUGAUGAAAUACUUUGUUCUUCUUUUGAAUGACUAAACUCAAUUAACAGUUCCUGUUCAACCAUAAUUGAGGAGCAAGGAUAAAAUUCAGAGAUAUUUUCCUCAAAAUACUAUGUCAAGACACAAAAAAUGCAGGAAAUAAGAACAAAUGAGAUUUGUGCAAACCCUUCUAUGUGAUUAAAAAAAAAAAAAAAAAAAA
Molecule: messenger RNA, 6461 nt
Organism: Saimiri boliviensis boliviensis (Bolivian squirrel monkey)
Lineage: Eukaryota; Metazoa; Chordata; Mammalia; Primates; Cebidae
Source: RefSeq, a predicted model, not a curated record